UUACACGGAUGGUUGUGGCGUUUGACAUGGCGUUUAAUUCUUCUUUUUUUUUCUUUUUUUUCUUUCUCCUUUUCUCGAGGCGAGCGAUACCUAUUUCCCCUACUACAAUCUUGAGUUUCAGGUUUUUUUCCCAACAAGCCACAUUUUCUUUCCUUUUCUCUAAUUUCCUUUUUCGGAACAUACAUUGUUCGCGGCACUUUGGGAGAGGCUCCUGUGUGUCUCGGGGAGGGUUGGGUUUGUGUUUUUAUUUCUAUUUUUUAAUCCAAGGCACAAGGCAAAAAUUGAGACUUGGAGGGAAAACAAUGAGAGACAGACAGGUCAUUCUCAAGAGUCAUGAGAGUCAUUUCCUUAUUUUUAGGGAGGCGGUGGUGGCUGAGAGAAGGAAAAUCUUUCUUUUGAUGAGGUCAGAAGACUGUGAGCAGGAGACAGGAUUAUACGUGAGAAAGGAUAGCCUUUGAGUAAACCAUGGUCACCGAGAUGAGACACGCAGGGGGGGGGGGAGAGAGAGAGAGGGAGAGAGAGAGAGAGAGAGAGAUAAGACAGGGCGCAAAA
Colletotrichum phormii is the source of this 552-nucleotide messenger RNA. RefSeq lists its product as uncharacterized. The transcript has a single exon. The coding region runs from base 9 to 458 and encodes 149 amino acids. NCBI's taxonomy places the organism in Eukaryota, Fungi, Ascomycota, Sordariomycetes, Glomerellales, Glomerellaceae. The record is from RefSeq and is a predicted model, not a curated record.